CCCAAGUUUUUCAGAUAUUGUAGAAAUGAUUUUCAGGUACUGAACACAACCAAGCUGAUAGUACUGCAUGCCGACAACCUUAUCAUGACCACAUUCAGUAUGAGUGUCAACGCAAGACGGAUGGAAGCUGAAUUCUUCUUCUGUCCGGCAUCGUCUCAAUGGGCAUUUAUGAUGGACGAAGAGGUGCACGCUGGUGAUUUCAUCGACUUGGGCAUUGAAUUUCAGGGAGAAGUGCUGCCAGAUCUACAAGGACUCUACAUAUCAACACAUACUGAUUCACGGGGGAGAAAGACGAAGUCAGCUGUGACGCAGUUUGAACCAUCGUAUGCACGAAAAAUGUUCCCUUGCUUCGAUGAGCCCAAUUUCAAAGCUACCUUUGAGGUGUCUGUUAUCCGAGAACCGCAUCAUGUCGUUCGUUCCAAUAUGAAGAUGAAAUUGUCCGAGGAACAUGUAGACGGCCUUUACAUUGAUGUAUUCCAUCGAACCGUCAAGAUGAGCACAUAUCUACUGGCGGUAGCGAUUCUCGAUAACUACGACUAUGUGAAGAGAACAACGAAGAGUACAAAGGCGCCUAUUGAGGUUCGAUUAUAUGCUCCAAAGGAUGUGAUUAAAGGCCAAGCGGAAUUCGGUCUCGACACUGCCAUACGCUCAUUAGAAUUCUUUGAAAAUUACUUUGAUAUACCGUAUCCGUUAGAUAAAAUUGAUCUCUUGGCUCUUGACGACUUCAGUGAAGGUGCGAUGGAAAAUUGGGGAUUGAUAACAUUCCGUGAUUCAACGCUUCUACAUGCUGAAGGUAUUGCUAGUGCACUGGCAAAAGAGCAAAUCGCACUCGUCAUUUGUCAUGAAAUCGCUCAUCAGUGGUUUGGCAAUCUUGUGACAAUGAAUUGGUGGAACGAUUUAUGGUUGAAUGAAGGCUUUGCAAACUACAUGGAAUAUCGAUGUGUGGACAAAUUGUUCCCCGAUUGGAACAUCAUGACUCGAUUCUAUGUGGAAAACGUAGCCUUCAGUCAAGAACCAGAUGGUCUACGUAGCUCUCGAGCUGUUUCCACUCAUACCUCGAAUGAAACGAAUAUUAUGGGACUAUUCGAUGCCAUCAGUUAUCACAAGGCUGCUGCCAUCAUCCGAAUGUUACAAUCGCUAUCUGGUGAGCGGAAUUUCCAACGAUCUCUUAUACAGUAUCUCAAUAAGUAUGCGUAUGGUAAUGCUAAAGGCUCACAAUUGUGGAAAAUCGUCGAGAAGCACGCUGUUCUCCCUCAUGGAGUUUCUAUCGCCAGUUUGGCAACGGCAUACAUAACUCAAGUGGGAUGCCCAAUGAUAUAUGUGACCCUUUCCAACAACGAAAUUAUCAUUCAUAAUCAGGUAAUUCCUUUUUUUUUGAGAAAAUGUGCCAAUCAGAAGAGCCAGCCAAUAAAGAACGAUUGUAUCGGACUCCCUGCGAAUUACGUCGCCUGGCCUUUGGUCGAACACUCCAAAUGGGUAAUUGCAAAUACUGGUGGAUUCAGUUAUGUGAAAGUGCUCUAUGAUAAAAAGAACUAUGCGGCACUUGCAAAACAACUGCGCACCAAUCACAGGGCUAUAUCGUCGAUUGAUCGCUCGAUGAUCCUCAACGAUGCAUUUGAUUUCGCCAAAACAUCAAAAUUGGAUAUCGGAGUCUAUCUGGAUCUACUGCUCUAUGCAGAAGAGGAAAUGGACCGUCUUCCAUGGACACUGAUCAGCAAACAAGUACAGUAUAUUGAAGAUCUCAUUGAGGAUACAUCUUUUGGUCACAUUUUCAAGGUUGAAAUACUGGAGAUGGCAUGCCGACUACGGCAUAGAGACUGUAUCAAACAGGCGCACAAUCGAUAUAACGACUGGAUAACGAAAAAGAAACGGCCAUCUCCUGAAUUGCUUGGUGUCGUAUUAGACGAAGGCGUUCGACAAGGUGGUGUAGCAGCAUGGGAACGAGCCUAUGCGGCUUACUUGGAAGCAAAGAGCCCCUCUGAAAAGUAUCAACUCAUAGGAGCAAUGGCCUCCACAACACAUCCUUCACUCAUUUCACGGUUACUUCGACUAAGCAUUGAAGGGUCAUCAUUUCGACCGAACGUUAUUCCUCGUAUGCUUUCUGAUCUGACGAAAAAUGAGGCAGCACGAGCGCUUACAUGGCGCUUCUUCCGAGUCAACUACAAAGAAUUCGUGAGAAUGUUGGUGAAGAGGCUACCUGAAUGUGUUCUUUUUAUUGACAGUAAAAGGGAUAAGAAGCCACAUUUCUUGAAAAAAUCGUUUUUGGAGGACAACAAAGCACGCCUGAAUCAGUUGUUCGAGCAGAUUGAGCUGAAUAUCCAAUGGAGGCGGUUAAAUGAACGACCACUUCGUAAAUGGUUGGAAAAUUGGGAUGAAGAACGGCGAGUGAUCCAACGCCGGCGAAGGCAUCACAAACAUCGCCAUCACUAA
Messenger RNA from Haemonchus placei, 2430 nucleotides. NCBI's taxonomy places the organism in Eukaryota, Metazoa, Nematoda, Chromadorea, Rhabditida, Trichostrongylidae. The record is from the annotation of a GenBank genome assembly.